This is a messenger RNA of Tarenaya hassleriana, 1989 nucleotides long. Its product is annotated as alkane hydroxylase MAH1-like. The coding region runs from base 124 to 1818 and encodes 564 amino acids. The record is from RefSeq and is a predicted model, not a curated record. Gene Ontology annotation, molecular function: monooxygenase activity; oxidoreductase activity, acting on paired donors, with incorporation or reduction of molecular oxygen; iron ion binding. NCBI's taxonomy places the organism in Eukaryota, Viridiplantae, Streptophyta, Magnoliopsida, Brassicales, Cleomaceae. The transcript has a single exon.
GUUCAAGCAUAUAUAUUGCAAACCCGGAAUCAAAAAACGAAGAACAAACAGAGCCGUGAGUGUUAACGGCGAAAGACAGAAGAUAAACUAACGGACGCUUAACAAAGCCAAAACAUAUCCCCAAUGAUAAGACAAUCGAUGAAGAUUGGGUUUAGGACAAGGACUACGUACCAAACCGAAAGACUUUCUCUUUUACACACACACACAUAUAUAUAUAUAUAUAAGGAAACCAGAAUCGAGCUCCUUAUCAUAUAUGUCUCUCUGAGUAUAAGAAAAAAUAUUUGUCUAAUGGCUUUCUUAGGGUUUCUUGAAGCAUCCAUUGCAUUCAUUUGCUUUCUCAUCUUCGGUUUUUUGCUGUUCAAGAAAUCUAAUCGUGAUGUGCUCACGAACUGGCCGAUUCUCGGCAUGCUUCCGAGUUUGGUCGUGCAAAUUCCUCGUGUCUAUGAUUGGAGCGUGGAUGUUCUCGAGGCCUCUAACUUGACGUUUCUGUUCAAGGGACCUUGGCUUGCCGGUAUGGACUUGCUGGUCACUGUUGAUCCUGCCAAUAUCCACCACAUAAUGAGUUCGAAUUUCAAGAAUUACCCGAAAGGGCACGAGUUCAAGAAGAUCUUCGACGUCUUGGGAGACGGGAUAUUCAACGUGGACUCGGAUCUGUGGAAGGAUCUGAGAAAAUCGGCUCAGACCAUGUUCAAUCACCAAGAUUUUCAGACGUUUACGGUACGUACGAGCAUUAGCAAGUUGGAAAAAGGGCUUUUACCUCUUCUUGAUCAUGUCUCAGGGCACGAUAUUGUUGUGGAUUUGCAAGACGUGUUCCAAAGAUUCACGUUCGAUACCACGUUCAUUUUGAUGACCGGGUAUGAUCCUGGAUGCCUUUCUCUCGAGAUGCCAGAGAUCGAGUUUGCUAAAGCUUUGGAUGACGCUGAAGAAGCGAUUUUCUUCAGACAUAUAAAGCCGGAAUUCGUGUGGAAACUGCAAAACUAUGUCGGUCUCGGCGUCGAGAAGAAGAUGAGAAGAGCUCAGGCCACUUUCGAUCGUCUUUGUGCAAAGUACAUAUCCACCAAAAGAGAAGAGAUAAGCUUAGGGAUCCAUUCCAAAGGCGAUGCUAAAGAUUUGCUGACGUCUUACAUGUCCGUGGACACGACGAAAUACGAGCUCUUGAAUCCCGGAGAUGAUAAGUUCCUGAGAGAUACAAUCUUGACUUUCAUGAUAGCAGGAAGAGACACUACAGGCUCUGCCCUCACAUGGUUCUUCUGGCUUCUCUGCAAUAACCCUGAAGCCGUGACCAAGAUUCGUCAAGAGAUUAGGACGAAACUUCCAAGAACCGAAAACCGUAACGAGAAUUCUCUCGAUUCCACAGAUUUAAACAAGUUGGUCUAUCUCCAUGGAGCGUUAUGCGAAGCCUUGAGGCUCUACCCACCAGUUCCAUUCCAACACAAAUCUCCCGCAAGACCAGACGUUCUUCCAAGUGGGCACAGAGUUGACGCAGGCUCAAAGAUUUUGUUCUCUCUCUACGCGUUGGGGAGGAUGAGAUCGGUCUGGGGGGAAGACGCAUCGGAAUUCAGACCGGAGAGAUGGAUUUCGGAGCGUGGAGGGCUGAGACACGAGCCUUCUUUCAAGUUCCUGUCGUUCAACGCCGGUCCGAGAACUUGUCUGGGUAAAGAAGUGGCUUUCAUGCAGAUGAAGACAGUAGCCGUCAAGAUAAUACAGAACUAUGACAUAAAGAUCGUCGAAGGCCAUAGGGUUGAUCCUGUUCCCUCCAUCAUUCUCCAUAUGAGGCAUGGUUUUAACGUCACAGUCACCAAGAGAUGCCUUGAAUAGAUUCCACAUAUACUAUUGUGUUUGUUAAUGGCAAAAUAAAUAAAAAAAUAAAAAAAAAGAAACAUGUAAUGAUUCGUGUUAUAAAAAGUGUACGCACAACAAUAAAUAAUAAUAAACAGAAGCUGCCAAGGGGGGGAUGCUUUUGAUAUUCGCUUUCGUCCGUUCCUAAAC